Molecule: messenger RNA, 10988 nt
Organism: Aedes albopictus (Asian tiger mosquito)
Lineage: Eukaryota; Metazoa; Arthropoda; Insecta; Diptera; Culicidae
Gene: Cdk5alpha
Product: cyclin-dependent kinase 5 activator 1
Exons: 4
Coding region: 1736-3232 (498 amino acids)
Biological process (GO): axon guidance
Cellular component (GO): cytoplasm; protein kinase 5 complex; growth cone
Molecular function (GO): cyclin-dependent protein serine/threonine kinase activator activity; protein kinase binding
Source: RefSeq, a predicted model, not a curated record
ACUGGGUGGUGUGAUGGUUUGCAUGCAUCAGCAUAAACAUAGAGACCGUUUCCACCUGCUCGCACUGCACACUGUGGGCCACUGAAUGAAAUGCGCUGCUCUAGAGCUAGGCAACAAGACGGCAUGUUUACGGCUGUUUACGAAGAGUGUUCUCCGUUGCUCUGCUCCCCGUUGCGUUGUUGUUGGGUGGGUUGGAAUGGGAGUGGGUGGUUGAUUGGUUUGGUUUCCGUCGGUGCGAUUGGUUUCGUGCCAUCCUUUGGCGAAGGGAUAUUCGCAAUGGUUGCCGCCUGGUAGCGUGCUGUUGGUUGUGUUGGGUUGGUACGGUGGAUUGUGCGCCGCCGCACAAGGAAUCGAUAUGGUGUUUUUGGGCGCGAAGGGGGGUGGAACGGAGGGUUCGUUGGUCCUUUUUCUUGAGGAAUGGAUGGAUGGGUUUGCUGCGCUAGAGUGUGGUGGUGCGUUUGUUUCGUAGGUCGAGCUCUGUGCUGAAUCCAAGUUCGACUUUUUCGAAUCGUCAUUUAUAUCAGAACCAGUGUGCGGGAGACUAGGUGGUCCUCCAUAUUUGCGUUUUGAUAUAACAUCAAAAAGUUUCCUGUAGCUUUGGGGGGUCCUUUUGUGGAGUAGUUCGCAGUGAAAAUCGGUACGGUAGUCUGGAGUAAGCGAUAUUCGUAAUAAAAUAGUGUAGUCUCGCGGUUUGCUGGCGUGAAAAUUCGCUGGAGAAAAGUCGGAUAUCCUUACGCAAAUGGAAAAACUUUGACAGUGCAGUGAAAAGUUCACCACCCCGAAAAGGGAAAUAACCGUACUCCUUGGCCAUUUAGGAGUAGCAGCAGCUGGUGGAUGAUUCAUACCGUGGAAUGGCCCUAAGGAUAAAUUAAUCCAAUUCGUGAACCGUUUUGGUUUGGAUUUUCUUCCGGAUUAACAGGGAAUCGUUCAUACCUCAAAUUGAGGGCACUUUCGGGGACGAAGCAUAGAAGGAAAAUCUGAAAGUGCGUGUUCCACAGCAGCAGCUCGAUACCCAGUUUGCCUGGUGGUAGUGUGAGUGUGUGUCCCUUCUUAAUACACCUUAUCGAGUCUUGUAUCGUGUGGAAAACUAGGAUCGCAAGUGGCAGUGUGUGCGUGCUUUGUUGCUUGGAGAAAAUUUGUGUUCAGCAAUUUGCAGCCUACCACCUCCCAUUGUGGCCCCGUUUCUGGCCGUUUGCUUUCCGGAAGUGUGAUAGCUUUGGGAUUUCUAUUGCCCGCGGGGAGUAUUGUCGUGUACGGAGCGGAAGUUAGACACUGACUUUUUUUUUCCUGGUGCCUCUAGGCCUGCCAGAAGGAGUAUAUCUAACGCCUAGCAUCUAGAGUGUAUAUAGUGAAUCCGAAUAAAAGGCUGGCGGAUGUUUCAAUUAUUGAGGAAAUUUGCUCUCGAUGGGAUGGUGUUGUGACAUACUUGAAAAUUGAGGGUGAUGAGAAGGAGUGAAUGUGACAAAUACAUAAAAAAGAGCAAAAGAGGUAGAUAUCGAGACCCCGUGAGCUCGAAUAAAAAAGGAUACGUACGUGUGCAUCGUUAAAAGAGUUGUCGAUUCGAUUCGAAGUUACAUAAAAUUCAGUGGAAAAGAAACAUAGAAGAGCAAUUCGCUGGGGAAAACGUGUGGCUUGUUGAUAGCGUUUUCAUCGGACGUGGUGUGAUAAAUUAUUCAUCGCAAAAAUUCCCUCAUCUUCGGCAGUGCUUUUAGUAGACGAGUUGAAGUUGGCAAAAAUGGGCACUGUGCUAAGCUUCAGUCCCCGGGAGCGUCGACCCAUUUAUUCGACGCACCAUCACAGCGCCGGAACGCUGUCGUCGUCCAAUUCGGCAGAUUUCCCUCUGAACAACUACUCAUACGAGCAGUUGAACAACGUCAAGAAUCGAGAGAACACUAAACCGCCAAAUCUGAUACAGGCGGUUCCGAACAAUAGUAAUAUUAACAACAAUAAUCUCAAUAUCAGUACCAAAGACGAUGGAAAGAACAACAACACAAACAACGCUGGUACGCUGAUGUUGCUUCAGCAAAACCACCCCUCCAACAUCAAUGGGAGCGCCAACAUCAAUAGCAUCAACAACAACAUCAACAGCAACAACAACAGCAACAGCAUACAGGAACGCAACAACAAUAAUAACACUAGUAAUACCGACAGUGCUCGUAUCCUCUCGGAGAAGAAUGCUCUCGAGAAGAAUCUCAAGAAGCAUUCCUUGUUCAUCAAUGCCCUCUCGUGGAAGCGACUGGCGGCCUCUCAUGGCAAAAAGAAGCUCGAUAACCAGAAGAACAAGUCGGCCAAUCUGGGGUCGGCUACGUUCCGCACUCCACUUACGGACACCAUACACCCCAUGGUGGACAAAAACAAGAAUCUCCAGCAGUCCCAGUCCUUCACGCAGCCCAUCUCCCACAGCAACCAGCAGUUGCAGCAGAUCCAACCCCAGCAACCGGCUGCCAUCCAGUUGCAACAGCAGCAACAACACUCGCACCCGUCGCAACAAACGGUGUACUUUACUCCCGGAGGUCCGAAGGCACUGUUGGCCCUAGAUUUGGUGCGAGCCAAUAAUACUAAUCCGCUCUCGCAGCCGGAUAAGCUGGCACCGAAGUUGCCACUGCAGUUGCCGUUGCCGUUGCAGCCGAUCAUCAGCCAGCAGCAGGCGGUAGCCGUUGCUCAACAGCAGCAGAGCCAGCUAUCGCAGCAGUUGCACCAUGCCGGACAUGGGCCGCGGAAAACUGUCAUUCAGGCCUCGACGUCAGAGCUACUAAAAUGCCUGGGAAUGUUCCUGCACGACCGGUGCCGAAAGUUACGAGAUUUCCAAGCAGGUGACGCCGUGAUGUGGCUGCGGGCAGUCGAUCGGAGUCUACUGCUUCAGGGAUGGCAGGACGUUGCCUUCAUCAACCCGGCCAACGUGGUGUUCGUGUACAUGCUGGUCCGGGAGCUGGUGGACGGCGAGGAGACCAAGGAGGCUGAACUGCAGGCGGCGGUGCUGACCUGUCUCUAUCUGUCCUACUCGUACAUGGGCAACGAGAUUAGCUACCCGCUGAAACCGUUCCUGGUGGAGGACUCCAAGGACAAGUUCUGGGAUCGGUGCCUCCUGAUCGUGAACCGGCUGUCCUCGAACAUGCUGCGGAUCAACGCCGAGCCGGGCUUCUUCACCGAGAUCUUCACCGAACUGAAGGCCUGCGGUAUGAACUCGUCCAGUUCGAACUCCAACGGAAACCUGCCGUGCGGUGCGGCUUGACGCAGCAACAGCACCAGUCGCCACCCCCGAGAGGUUGUUGUCCGGCUGUCGAUUGCCGGCCAGCAGCAAAAGUACCAGCACCAGACGACCCUCCAGGAGCUGACCAGCGUCGUUUGAGCGGGAACGACCUAAGGGCUUCAUCGGCCCGGAUGGUCGAAGUACGCAGCAGCUAGCAUGAUUCAACGAGAGCUCAGCCUACUAAACCUGACACUACAUACACUACCAUAGCAGCAGCAAUCAUCCUAACAUUCCGGCACACACACGUUGGAACGGAUUCAGUGGUCUAAAUCCUUACUCGAAGGGCGAUAAUGUCCUUCCUCAGCCGUAUCUAGAUGUAUGUGUGUUCCGUUCAACGCCAUAUUGCAAACAGAAGCAACUAUAGUACUCAUCGUCACCGAAACAAUAGAAAAGGGGAAACAGAACAAUUCAACUAUUUAGGGCUUGGGUUGAGGUUCUCGAAUCAACGAAUGCGAAAACUAUCGGUCUCACAGAUGGGGGUCGGACAGUCGGAGUAGUUCAAGUAAUUCACAUUGAAGUUUGAAAAACCACACCCACACAGACACAGAAACAAACACACAUUAUUAGUAAGGAAAUAAGACAAGCCGUUUUUAUUUUGUUAACAAACCCCGUUGGUGAAAAAGUAGUGAUUCCCAAAGUUUAGAGUAGCGAAUCCAAAGAAAAAAACAAAACUCCGUUUAGACUCAUUGAAGUUUUCCCGAAAACUGUCGAACGAGGUCGAGUAUGAAGUUAGGAGAAAAAGAACUCUAUAUGUAUGUAAUGCCCCAGGUCGUACACUCAAUUCCUCCAAGAAUUUGAAGUCAAAGCUGAGAGUGAGGGAGGUCGGCAAUUGCCAGAAGGAGGACAGCCCUGCAAAAUGUGAUUCGAAGAAAUUAUACUAAUAUUAGUCGAAAUUUAUGAAGUUAGGAUUUUCCCCCAAAAGAUCAAUCAGCAGCAUGAAGCAGAGUCUCAAAUUGAGAUGUGAUUAUUUGGAUGGUUCAAAAGAGAGGAUUUCUGUUUUUUUAGUUUUUAUUUAGCAAAUGAUAAUAGCGGUUACAUUCAAUCGAACUAGGUUUCCAAAUGCAAUGAUCUGACGUUUACAUGACCGGUGCAUUUUUAUAUGGCUAGCCAGCCAUAAGUCAGGGGAAGUUGUUUACUUGAAAUGAAUCAAACGUCAAAUCUACUGUUUAUUUUCUUUCUAUGGAAAAAGUGGUUUUGACAUUUGGUUCGUCCAAGGGCGCUCGCCUUAUGAAAACAAGUUCAUUUUUAGUGAACAAGGCACCGCUAAAACAUCAAAUUAGUGAACUAGACAUGGUUUACCCAACAUGAACAACCCAAGAAACAGAAGUAGCUGACCAACAGUUUCUUAAGCUGAAGUUUACUUAAGAGUGGUUAACUCAACUCUUAUACAGCAAACAUGUUUGAUGGGAAUAUUCCUUUUUAUGUGGCAGGUCCGUGCAUACAUUUUUGAUUCAAAAGAUUGAACAAUAGCUGCUAACACGAACCUGUCAUUGCCAUAGAAGAACUGUCAAAGACCCGAAAAAUUAGGUGAUUUAAGAUGUCAAAUAAAACGGCCGAUUCAAUAUCAUUUCAACGUCAAACAAGUGGAUCCGAAAUGAACUUGUUCAAUACGGCUAUGAACUUAUGCACGUGUUCAUUCGUUUGACAUCUGAGCGGUGCCGUGCUAUCAAGGUGGAAAUGGCGAUGGAAACACGUUCAUUUUCUGUUAACACGGCAACGCUCAAUUAUCAAAUUAGUGGGCUUUAUCGCUUCAUGGACUAUUACACGAGUUCACUAAUUGGACGAAAAUGAACUCAUUGUUUGAACACUAAUGGACUUAUCCAGCGAUGAAUCCAAUUCAUCGCAGUCCGAGAAUUUGGACACUAGAGCGAGGCCGUUUCCAACCAGAACUGAACGAUUUCCAAUCAGAAUUGAACGAUUCUGGUAGGGAAUGGCCCGCUCUAGUGUCGAAAUUCUCGGUUCAUCGGUGAAUGAGUCCAUACUGAAAAUGUAUUCGUUUCCUGCAGACGAGUAAACUCAAGUUUAUCGGUGCACUCGUCUAUUUUGUUCACAGAAAAUGACAGCUCAGUUCAUUUGACCUAAGGGGUGAUAGUUUGGCAAAGAUUACCCAUACUGAAUUGAUUAUGCCGUCAUUAUGAUUGAGUUACUAUUGUUUCACGAUAUUCCAUAAAACAUCUCAAAAUUCAAAUCAAAGCGGAGGUACUGAUUGUAGAGGAAAAGUAGAAGCGCUUACAUCUACUUUUCCUCGUCUUUUUUCUGUUUUUUUAAAUAAUAAGUUUAUUAUCAUGCAUUCUAAAGAAACACUGUUCUGUAUCGUUACUUGGAACCUUCAGAAAAGAGCAAUUUUUGUUUUCGUUUUCAAUCCUUCAUCUUAAUAGGUAUGUAAACCACAGAAAGAAAUUAAUUCAGAAUAUAUAGGCAUAAACAGAACAAGUAGCUUUCAGCUUGCGAAUCUAUGGACAAAUUCACCGAUGAACCGAAUUCACUCCGUCCGAGAGAUUUGACACUAGAGUGGGGUCGUUUUAAAUUAGAAUAGACGAGUGCACCGCCCGCUGAAAGUUCACUCGGGCAGCGAAUUUUGACACCACAGCGGGGUCGACUCUCAACAACUUCUACACAGCUGAAAAUUUGUUCAAUUUAAUGCACCUAGUUUUCACGAUGAAGUUGAAAAAUAUGGGCUAGUGCAUUACUAUAUGCAUGUGCAUCACUUUAAAUAAAAAUUCAUGUAAGAAAUCAAAGAAAAAAAAAAUAACAGCGCAUUUUGGUGAUGCAUCUCUGAGUAGAAGUUGUUGAGAGUCGACCCCGCUGUGCUGUCAAAAAUUUUCAGGCUCGGUGAACUCAAUGUUCAUCAUGCACUCGUCUAUGGACUGAUCCAUCGAUGAACUGAAUUCAUCGCGGUCCGAGAAUUUUGACACUAAAGCGGGGCCAUUCCCAAUCAGAAUCGUUCAAUUCUAAUUGGAAAGACCCCGCUCUAGCGUCAAAAUUCUCGGGCCGCGAUGAAUUCGGUUCAUCGGUGGAUAAGUCCAUUGGACGUUUCUGAUUGGAAAUGACUCCUCUCUUGUGUCAAAAUUCUCAGACCAAAUGAAUUCAGUUCAUCGAUGGAUAAGUACAUACGCGACGCAGUGAUGAAUGCUGAGUUCACUCGCCUGACCCCUGGUGUGACACAACAGUGGGUAAACUUUUACAAAUGUCUACUCAGCGGUUGAUGAUAGCUAUGUGCCGCUUAUUAGUCUCCAAAUUCUCAAAGCGAGUGAACUCUCGGUCAACUAGUCACUAAUCACAAUUGAACCAUCCCUUAGAAUAUUAAUUUGUACACCUUAAAGAUUGAUUCGACCGUACUAAAUGCAAAUCGAAACCAAAAGCUACUAGUCAGCAAAACGGAGUGAUGAUGGUUUGAAACAAAACCGGAAAAGCCAUAACAUUAAAAGAAGAGAAGAAAAAAAAACAAAAAACUAACAGAAACUAGCCGCGGUAUUCGAAAACAAAAAAAAAAUAAAACCCAGAACAAACUUUGUAUAGUGAGUAAGUGAAUGUUAAUGUUUGAUUUUAGUGGUUAGAGAAACAGAAGAAAAAAACAGAAAAAGCAAGCUAAAAGUCGAUAAUGAUGAUGAUACUCGAACUAGUGUGCGUGAUUGUAGAAAAAAAAAUGGAAAAUAUGAACAUCAACGACAUAAUUUGACGGCACGUGUACAGAGGGUGCUGUUAACGAUGAGUAACUCAACGUGUAAGAGAGAAAGGGCACUCAAGUGAGAUGAGAAGCGCAUGAUCUGUUGUGCAAUGGUUGAAAACGUGUGAUCUCGUUUGGAUAAGUUUGUUGAAUCUUAGUUUAUCUUUUUCGGGGGUUAAAUUUCAACCGAAUAUAGCGUAGUCUUUUGAGUUACCCAACGUGAGGCUUGGCAGUAGCGAAUGAAUUUAGAAUCAAACGUUGGAAACGUAGCGCGCUUAGAAGCCACUCACGCUCGCACAUUCCGUUAGGUAAUAUUGAUACAUAUCAGGAAUGUACGGAACGAAAAUACGUAACUACAGAAGAGGAGUACCAGUUUCAUUUCCUUUGAAUGUCAGUAUUUUUUUCUCACGAGUAGGGCAUUUCCAUCAGAUCAAAGCUCUAAUGGGAUCCUGUUUUUGUUGUAAACGCAAAUGAAUCCGAAUUCUACAAAUAGACGAGUGCACCGAUGAACUGAAUUCAUCGCGAUCCGAUAAUUUUGGCACUAGAGCGGGGCCGCUUCCAAUCAGAAGUGAAAGAUUUCAAGUCAGAAUUGAACAAUUCUGAUUGGGAAUAGCCCCGCUCUAGUGUCAAAAUUCUCGGACCGCAAUGAUUUCAGUUCAUCGAUGCACUCGUCUAUGGACUUAUCCACCGAUGAACCGAAUUCAUCGCGGUCCGAGAAUUUUGACACUAGAGCGGGGCCGUUCCAAUCAGAAUUGGACGAUUCUGAUUGGAACAGACCCCGCUCUAGUGUCAAAAUUCUCGGACCGCAAUGAAUUUGGUUCAUCGGCGGAUAAGCCCAUGGCGCAUCCCUUGAAAUGUCGUUUUCAAUUGGAAAGUUUUUCACAGACAACAGAGACUUUUUGUUGUCCAUUAUUGAAAGUAUUUGUUUUGUUUCUUGUUGUAUUUACUGAUACAAAUGAACACGUAUGAAAACGAAAGACAGGAAUCAAUUGGUGAUGUCAUUGCUUGUUUUUGAAUAGAAUGAAUUUGGAAGCGUCAAAUUACUAAUGGCACUCAAGUUCCCAGUUUUCAGAAAUUUCUGACAAAUUCAGCCUAGAUUUUGUAAUCUAGUGGUGUCAUUAAUUGAAACAUUUUCCGAAGAAAUUUUAUGAAACAAGGGUAGUUUGAUCUAAUGGAAUUGAACUUUCAGCAUGAGAGUGUAUCAACAUUUUUGUCAAAAUUAUCAUAUCAAACAUCUACUGGAAAAAUAAGCCCAGAUACCAAAAAUGGUCGAAAAACUACAAUUUUUAUGUGAUUAAUUCCGAAUGAAUUUCCUUCCAGGUUUGUGAUAGAUUAAUCACAAACAAAACUGUAAGCUCUAAAAAAAAAAGAAUCAUGAAGAGGGAUUCUCUAGACACUCACUGGCGAGUUACCUCAUUGACCAUAUUUGGCCAAGGAUUUAUGACAUCGCUGCAGCUCAAUCACCGGGCACUCGCUGACGAUGUUACUAUUCUGUAUACGUGUCAUCUAUUGAUUAAGCCAGGAAUACAUAGCGAACGUUCCGUCAAGGAUUGCGUUUUUUUGACAGUUUUCCCAUGAGAAAUCCGUCAAACUACGUCACGCACACGCAAACGUAUCCAUUGUGCAGGGCAUUUUUAUUCAUUCAAUCAAUACGGUCGCCAUGUGAAGUAAUAAAUAGUAUACUAUUUAUUCUUUACAUGGCGACCGUAUUGAUUGGAUGAGUAAUCAAUAGAUGUGUUCUGUUGAACUGCAAUAUACGUGUUAUCCCAGUAGGUCAUGCCUGAUGUAUGGGAGCACCGAUGUUUCAAUGCGGCGAGUGCUUGUUGAAUUCCCUCAUUCAACUAAUCCUGAAAAUUCGUUAUGAUUGAAUAGAAAUCAUACAUUAUUUUACAUGCCAGUUCUUAAUCAUUAAGUCAACGCUAGAUUAUUUGUUUAUAUCUCGUUUUUAUCAUGGUGUUCUGGUAUGUUUUCCACCCUGAUAAAAUUGGGUUUGGUGUUUGAACAAUUUACGUGAUUGAAGUUAAAAGUGUUAGCUCAGUAAAUCAGAGGUACAUAAACUCCGAGGUGUUUAGCCCUGAUAUUUACCACUUUUUUCGAAAAUUAUUUAGUUACAAAUUUGUUGAUACAUUUUUAGUUACAUCGUAAAUAAAAUACUGAAUCAUUGUGUACUAAAUUAACUUUAACUUAUUUCAACUGAAGCAAACAGUUACUUGUAAAUAAUUUCUCAAAGUACUUAAAUUGAAGGAUACUUUUGCUCUCUCCAACCCACACUGUGGAUACAUCCCUGAAUAAGAUAGAAUAGCCUAAAUGUAACACUCAUACACACUGACACAGAAAUCCAUCCAUCAGUUUAGUUGCAAGUUUUAGCAAAAAAAAACGUGAUUUAUAAAACACAAUACGCUCACUCUGUUUUGACCAUAGUUUUAAAACCUGUAUCAUGUAUAUUGUAUAACAAUUUCCCAAAAAUGACGAAGAACGAAUGUAAAAUGUGUAUCAAUAGAAACCUUUUAUCUUAUAAAGCAAAUUCAAACUCCUUUUUCUCUCACAGUAAAAAGCUUGCUUACAGAAAACGACCUGUAAAUAUCAACCUCUCCACUUGGUUCGCCAUGCAGCGGAAUCUAAUUUUAAAACUCGGUUCGAGCACUGAACGAAAUUUCCGGUGAAAUACCCAGUAGGUACCAGCAAAAUUUGUCUCAGUGUAUGCAAUUUUCAACCGUUGUUCACUCGACCACAUAAAAGCAGGGCCGGAGUACGUGCAAUUUGAGAGAAGUGUUCAGAAUUACAAACGAAACUUUGAGCAGAGAAAGCGGCAGGAUUGUUCGACUGUGCAAUAAAAAGACGAAAGAAAAACACUCUUUACUAGAUUUAGAGCAGACUGUACACUGAAAUUUAAAUCGUAGUUUGAAGAGAAUCGUUCUUUGUUUGAUUUUAUUUACAAAAACUAAAAAAUAUGAGAUCAUUUUGCGAUCUUGCAAAGAAAAAAAAUCUUCCAGAAAAUUCCGUACUAACUUUUGCUCGAUACGUAUUUAUUUUUGUUCUUUUUAUAUCCAAACCAAAUAACAAAAACUAACCCAUUGAAGGUAAGGCUUGGACAAGAUCCAAGCAAUUCAAUGACAUCGGUUGCCUUUCGGUGCGCCAGACUAGCAUAAACCAGAGUUUCGAAUAGUUCUUCUCGGGAACAACCAAGAGUAAAAUUAGUAGUAAAAUGCAAAGCAAACAAAGAAACAAGACACGUAGAAAUCCCAUCAACAUCCGUAAGAUUGCUGCAACAGUAAACUACACGAACAAUGAACAGAUCCACUCAUUAGAACAGACCUUGAGAAAAAAAAUAUACGAGAGAAACGAUGGAACAAGAUAAACACAAAUAAACCAAACAAGAAUACUGUUGAAUGUUGAUUACAAAACUAACAAGUAACUGAAAUAAACACAUAAUAAGAGUUAUUAACAAAUUGGAACGAAGCGUGUUUGUACGGAACAUGUGGUUUGAUUCAAACUGCAUUGGGACUGUUGAAAACGUGAACUAUUAGAUACAGAGUGGGUAAUCGAUAGCUGCAAAACGAUCAUUAUUUUUCGGAAAAAAAAGACUCAAGACCAAUAAAGAAAAACUUUAAUGUAGAAACAAGCGUUGUUAGGAAGCAUUGUGCUGAACUUGCCAGAAAAGCAAAACCAUCAACCGAACCCUGUCCGAUUAACACAACCGCGAUUGAAACCGAUUGAUUGCCAAACUACGAAUCAAUAAAAACAAUAUCUCCUAUUAAAUCAAUUCACAAAAAAAAAACAGAUAAAUAGAAAACAUCAUAAGAAAAUAGACAAAAUGACUCGUUCAGCUAGAGGAGGAAGAUAUAAAACGAUUUAAACGGGAUGAUUUCUGCCAAUCGCUAUCUGCAGAUCUCCUACCAUAAAGCUCUUCGUUCCUGUAAAGGAAAGCGAGGAAAUUAAUAAAAUCUGUAGCAACAAAAAAAUGUCCAUACCAUCCAAUGGAGUUUGAGAGAGAAGAACAAAAACUAUGAGCAAAAUUAAACAAGCAAAAAAACAAGCAGCUAGAAACUCCAGAUCCAGCGAUACCCUAAA